Molecule: messenger RNA, 1681 nt
Organism: Drosophila rhopaloa
Lineage: Eukaryota; Metazoa; Arthropoda; Insecta; Diptera; Drosophilidae
Exons: 2
Coding region: 99-1358 (419 amino acids)
Molecular function (GO): zinc ion binding; nucleic acid binding
Source: RefSeq, a predicted model, not a curated record
CAAAAAUAAAGACAUAUUUAAAAUUAAUAUAUCCAAAGUGUAUUUUUAAUAAUAACAUAACUCGGACCCCUACAAAUUCAGAAGUGGGCGUAACCAGAAUGAAUAACAAUUCGGUGUUAAACUCAGUGUCAGUAGUGCAGUUAAAGAGAUGGUUAGAAGUGCUAAAUAUGCCAACAACGGGCACUAAAGACGAAUUAAUUCUGAGAUUGAACACAAUGAGCAAUACGGAUGAAUUUGCACAUGACAUUCAAAAAGAAAUGCACAAUUUUGUGGCUGCUUCGAAGUCGGCAAAAACCGGCCAACAGCAAGAAGAACAGUUAUUGUUGGGACUGUAUGGCAAAGGAGACGACGCAAAUAAUCAAGCCGAAAACCUAACGGAUUCUUUCAACGAAGACGAAGAAAGGGAGAACCAGCAAGAGAACGAGCAACUGCACGUCGAGGUGCGCAAGACAGAAAGAGACGUCGAUAUUGUCAGUGAAUUGCGCCAGCUAAUGCAAAGCGUCGAACUACAUUUAUUGACACCAAAGCAAACACGCAACUCGACUAUUCAAGGCCAUGCAGAAGUAGAAGAAAUGAUGCAGAGCCGUAAUAAUCAGAACCGAAUGGCCAACGAAAACGGACAAGGCGAAAAUAUCAACGGCGAAAUGUCUUGGAGGAUGGCGGUGGAAGCUUUGAGUGUAUACGACGGACAGACCUGUGCUCGCAUGUGGAUAGCGCAAAUGAAAAAUAUUUCCAAUAUUUAUGGAAUUACUGGAACUCAAAUGCGCAUGCUUUUCGUAAGCAAGGUCAAAGGCAAAGUUAACACCUGGUUAUACGAGAAUCCAAGUCGGGCCUUGCAACCAAUGGAUGACCUAUGCGACCAGAUGAUUUCGAUGUUCGGUGAAACGCAGUCGAAGUUAGAAAAGCGCCGGAUAUUCGAGUCUCGUAUCUGGCAAUCUGAUGAGAAGUUUGGAAAGUACCUAGAUGAAAAGCUGAUGCUAGCCCAGAACGUCAGUUUGGAUCAAGAAGAACUACUAGAUCGAAUUAUUGAGGGCAUACCAAACGGAAAUUUGCGCAACCAAGCGCGAAUUCAAUGUUUUCGGGAUGUCGCACAUAUGAGAAAAGCGUUUGCAGAGGUGUACUUACCGAAGAAGCGAACGAACGUACCCGAAAAAGAGGCUGCGUCGGUGGAUCGAGCUGUUGGCAACGAAAUUCGGUGCCACAACUGUAAUGCUAGAGGCCACUUCGCUAAAAAUUGUCUGAAGCCGAAAAGACAGCCCGGAUCAUGUUUUGCUUGCGGAGAAAUGGGACACUGGGUAGGACAAUGUGCACAGAACAAAAGCAACAAGAGAGCUGACAACAAUUACAAUGCCUCAUAGAUUCGGGUAGUCCGAUUUCUUUAAUUAAAACUUGUAUGGUACCCAGGAAUAUUGAAGUAUUGCCGGAGGACAAGCGGUAUUAUGGUCUAAAUAAAAGUUAUUUGCAAACUAAAGGAAAAAUAUUAUGUCACAUUAUCAAAAACUCUAAUAAAGUAUAUUUUCAUUUAAUAAUUGUGAACGAAGAAUCUAUGAGUCAUAAUGCUAUUUUGGGAAGAGAUUUCAUGGAAGCGUGCAACAUAAAUUUAGACUUAUGUAAUUUAAAAAUAAUUACUGUUGAAGCGAAAAAAGAAGAAAAUAGUUAUGAAGAUGAAAAUUGUUAUGAA